Messenger RNA from Chrysochloris asiatica (Cape golden mole), 297 nucleotides. RefSeq names its product prothymosin alpha-like. NCBI's taxonomy places the organism in Eukaryota, Metazoa, Chordata, Mammalia, Afrosoricida, Chrysochloridae. The record is from RefSeq and is a predicted model, not a curated record. Gene Ontology annotation, cellular component: nucleus. Gene Ontology annotation, molecular function: histone binding. The coding region runs from base 1 to 297 and encodes 98 amino acids. Gene Ontology annotation, biological process: positive regulation of transcription by RNA polymerase II; negative regulation of apoptotic process. The transcript has a single exon.
AUGUCAGAUGUGGCUGUGGACACCAACUCUGAGAUCACCACCAAGGACUUAAAGGAGAAGAAGGAGGUUGUGGAGGAAACAAAAAAUGGGAGAGACACACCCGCUAAUGAGGAGAAAGGGGAACAGGAGGCUGACAAUGUGGUAGAGGAAGAAGGUGGGAAGGAGGAAAAGGAAGAAGGUGAUGGUGUGAAAGAAGAUGGAGAUGAAGAUGAGGAGGCUGAGACAGUUAUGGGCAAACGGACAGCUGAAGAUGAUGAUGUUGACACCAAGGAGCAGAAGACAGACGAGGAUGACUAG